AGAGGGAAAAGGUAUCACAAGCAGAGUUUUCACCGAGCUAACCAAACCUACCAAAGAGAAAAUGCGUUCCUUCAUCCUGAUUGCCCUCUUCGCCCUGAUUGCCGUGGCUGCCGCCCAGGGAGGACCCCAAGGAGGACCCCUAGGAGGACCACAAGGUGGCCAGGGAGGACCUCAGGAUGGUCAGCAGGGCGGUCAGCAAGGAGGUCCCCAGGGAGGACCCCAGGGAGGACCCCAGGGAGGUCCCCAGAACGGCCAGCAGGGUGGUCAGCAGCAGGGAGGUCCUGGAGGCCCUUGGGGUCUGCCUCCGAAUGGAACAGUCUCCUCCAACAGCACUACUUCAACCACCGAGGCCAGCACCACUGAGGCCAGCUCCACCGAGUCUUCCUCAGCUUAGAAUCAGCUGGAUCACACACGAUUAUUUAGUAACUUUGGCUGUUAUCCUUCCUGCAAAGAAAUAAAAUGAAUUAAGAAUUUGCAAAAUAACAAAAUUUGUUUUAAACAACUAA
Drosophila biarmipes is the source of this 506-nucleotide messenger RNA. RefSeq names its product neuropeptide-like protein 33. Bases 62 to 394 code for a protein of 110 amino acids. The transcript has a single exon. The record is from RefSeq and is a predicted model, not a curated record. NCBI's taxonomy places the organism in Eukaryota, Metazoa, Arthropoda, Insecta, Diptera, Drosophilidae.